Molecule: messenger RNA, 657 nt
Organism: Pieris macdunnoughi
Lineage: Eukaryota; Metazoa; Arthropoda; Insecta; Lepidoptera; Pieridae
Source: the annotation of a GenBank genome assembly
AUGGGUUGUAGUAUUGAAGAAUAUGAAGAUUACAUCUUCUGCUACAUUGGGGAAACGUUAGGACUUCAUGGAGUAGGAUUUUUGAUAAAAAAGUAUUUCAAAAAUAAUAUUGUAAACUUUACGGGGAUUUCAGAAAGAGUGGCAUUCAUAAAAUUAAAAUUUAAAAACUUGUCAUUAACACUUAUUCAAGUCUAUGCUCCCACAGAAAGUGCAGCCGAAGAAGAAAUCCAUAGGUUUUACGAAGAUCUUAGGAGAGCUCAUGAGUCAGCUGACAAAAACGUAGUCGUAAUGGGAGACUUUAAUGCCAAAGUAGGGAUGCCGGGUCCUUACGAAAGAGGAAUAAUGGGCAAAUAUGGUUAUGGUACAAGAAAUCUAAGGGGUGAACGCCUUAUACAAUAUGCCAAUGAGUAUAAGCUAUCAGUGCUGAACACAUUCUACAAGAAAAAACAAUCACGCACAUGGGUAUCUCCUGACCAAAGAACAAAAAACGAAAUUGAUUUCAUACUGAGCAAUAAUCCAAAAUCUAUAACCAAUAUGGAAAUAUUAGGAAAUGUUAACUUCCCAUCAGACCACAGAAUGCUGAGAUGUUGCCUGACCCUAACAUCCCCAAAGAUGAGUCGAAGAUCAUUUCAAAAAACAGUAAGCUUACCCCUAUAA